UGACGUCGCAGCGGCAGUAAUGGCUGCUGUUCUCAUGCCGCCGAUCUGAAACAUUACCAUAAAUUUAACAUGAUUUUUCAGCGAUUUCCACCACUUAUUAUUGACCAAACCUACUGAGAUCAAAAGUGACAUAACGAGAUACGGUCAGACGGCAGAAUGACGUCCAUCAUCAAGCUGACGGCUCUUUCCGGAGUCCAGGAGGAAUCGGCUCUGUGUUACCUGUUACAGGUGGACGAGUUCCGCUUCCUGCUGGAUUGUGGCUGGGAUGAAAGUUUCUCCAUGGACAUCAUAGAUUCCCUGAAGCGGUAUGUGCAUCAGGUGGACGCAGUGCUGCUCUCUCACCCCGAUCAUCUGCAUCUGGGCGCUUUACCGUACGCUGUGGGCAAGCUGGGGCUCAACUGCACCAUCUACGCCACCAUCCCCGUCUACAAGAUGGGCCAGAUGUUCAUGUACGAUCUCUAUCAGUCUCGACACAACACUGAAGAUUUCACUCUGUUCACACUGGAUGACGUCGAUUCAGCCUUUGACAAGAUCCAGCAGCUGAAAUACUCUCAGAUCGUCAACCUGAAAGGAAAAGGUCACGGUCUGUCCAUCACCCCACUUCCUGCGGGUCACAUGAUCGGUGGCACUAUCUGGAAAAUAGUGAAGGACGGAGAGGAAGAGAUCAUCUAUGGUGUGGAUUUCAACCACAAGAGAGAGAUUCAUCUAAACGGCUGCUCCCUGGAGACCAUCAGCAGACCGUCUCUCCUCAUCACAGACUCCUUCAACGCCUCGUAUGUUCAGCCUCGCAGGAAACAGCGUGACGAGCAACUACUCACCAAUGUCAUGGAGACCCUCCGUGGCGACGGGAACGUGCUGAUCGCGGUGGAUACGGCGGGGCGAGUUCUGGAACUGGCUCAGCUCCUGGAUCAGAUCUGGAGGACCAAAGACGCAGGACUGGGCGUUUACUCGCUCGCCCUGCUAAACAACGUCAGCUACAACGUGGUGGAGUUCUCAAAGUCCCAGGUCGAGUGGAUGAGCGAUAAACUGAUGCGAUGCUUCGAGGACAAGCGCAACAACCCUUUCCAGUUCCGCCACCUCUCGCUCUGUCACGGCCUGGCCGAUCUGGCCCGCGUGCCCAGCCCGAAGGUGGUUCUGUGCAGCCAGCCCGAUCUGGAGUCUGGCUUCUCAAGGGAGCUCUUCAUACAGUGGUGUCAGGACGCCAAGAACUCGGUCAUCCUCACCUACAGGACCACACCGGGAACGCUGGCCCGCUACCUCAUAGACACCCCGGGGGAGAAGAGGAUCGAGCUGGAGAUAAGAAAACGUUGUCGACUGGAAGGACGAGAACUAGAGGAAUACGUGGAGAAAGAGAAAAUGAAGAAAGAGGCUGCCAAAAAACAGGAGCAGGCGAAAGAGGUGGACAUGGACUCGAGCGAUGAGAGCGAUAUGGAGGACGAUCUGGAGCAGCCGGCGGUGGUGAAGACCAAACAUCACGACCUGAUGAUGCUCAAAUGGGACGAGUAUGGAGAAAUCAUCAGGCCUGAGGAGUUUCUGGUUCCUGAGCUCCAGGCCACAGAAGAGGAGAAGAGCAAGCUGGAGUCUGGACUGACUAACGGAGAGGAGCCGAUGGAGCAGGACCUGUCCGACGUCCCCACCAAAUGCACCAGUAUCACACAAACUCUAGAGAUCAGAGCUCGAGUCACAUACAUCGAUUAUGAAGGCCGUUCUGACGGCGACUCCAUUAAGAAGAUCAUAAACCAGAUGAAACCCAGACAGCUAAUCAUCGUUCACGGGCCGCCUGAGGCCAGUCAGGACCUGGCCGAGUCCUGCAAGGCCUUCAGCGGGAAAGACAUCAAAGUUUACACGCCAAAACUGCAGGAGACGGUGGACGCCACCAGCGAGACCCACAUUUACCAGGUCAGACUGAAGGACUCGUUGGUCAGUUCGCUGCAGUUCUGUAAAGCCAAAGACACGGAGCUGGCCUGGAUCGAUGGCGUUCUGGACAUGCGGGUGGAGAAAGUGGACACAGGUGUCGUCCCAGAGAUGGGAGACGCCAAAGAGGAGACGGAGGACGGAGAGCCAGCCGUGGACGUCAUGCCGGACCUCACGACUGAGCCCAGCGCCACGGCUAACCAGCAGGCCAUGAAGACUCUGUUUGGAGAAGACGACAGGGAGAUUUCAGAGGAGAGCGACGUCAUUCCCACGCUGGAGCCGCUGCCUGCUCAUGAGGUCCCGGGUCAUCAGUCUGUGUUCAUCAACGAGCCUCGCCUGUCGGACUUUAAGCAGGUUCUGCUGCGUGAAGGGAUCCAGGCCGAGUUUGUGGGCGGAGUUCUGGUGUGUAAUAAUCUGGUGGCUGUCAGGAGGACGGAAGCGGGCCGCAUCUGUCUGGAAGGCUGCCAUUGUGAUGACUACUACAGGAUUCGUGAGCUGUUGUAUCAGCAGUAUGCUGUAGUUUAACGGAUCUCAAUCAGCUCCAGCCCCUCCUUUCAUUUCCUUUCCUUUUGUAGGUUUUGAGUUGUGUAUAUUUUAUUAUUGUUUCCCCCCUCGUUUACAUGGCAGACAUUCUCACUGAAAAUGACCCAAAGUGAGAGAGCGUCUGUCUGGACUGAAGAAGAAUCGAUGCUACAAUCUUUUUGUUCUGAACUGCUGGAUGCAAAGAAAUGUUUAAGCCUUUUUUUUAAUCCCUCAGAUAAAUUUUCAUAAUGAAG
Messenger RNA from Sinocyclocheilus anshuiensis, 2690 nucleotides. Its product is annotated as cleavage and polyadenylation specificity factor subunit 2-like. Bases 157 to 2439 code for a protein of 760 amino acids. Gene Ontology annotation, cellular component: mRNA cleavage and polyadenylation specificity factor complex. Gene Ontology annotation, molecular function: RNA binding. The transcript is spliced from 16 exons. NCBI's taxonomy places the organism in Eukaryota, Metazoa, Chordata, Actinopteri, Cypriniformes, Cyprinidae. The record is from RefSeq and is a predicted model, not a curated record. Gene Ontology annotation, biological process: mRNA 3'-end processing by stem-loop binding and cleavage.